Microtus oregoni (creeping vole) is the source of this 1445-nucleotide messenger RNA. RefSeq names its product transmembrane 4 L six family member 20 (gene Tm4sf20). Gene Ontology annotation, cellular component: membrane. The transcript has 4 exons. The record is from RefSeq and is a predicted model, not a curated record. Bases 53 to 736 code for a protein of 227 amino acids. Lineage: Eukaryota; Metazoa; Chordata; Mammalia; Rodentia; Cricetidae.
GCUACACAAGCCCAGGCAGUUGGAGGACGUUUUUAACGGCACCACAACAACCAUGACGUGCUGCGAGGGGUGGACAUCCUGCAAUGGCUUCAGCCUGCUGAUUCUGGUCAUUCUAGGAGUGGUUAUUAAUUGUAUACCUCUGGGAGUGAGCUUAGUGGAGGGCGACUCGGCGUCCCCAAACCCCAUCUCUUGCUAUGAGUGGUGGUUCCCGGGAAUUAUUGGAGCAGGCGUGAUGGCCAUCCCAGCAACAACAAUGUCGUUGGCCUCCAGAAAAAGAGCAUGCUGCAAUAACAAGACAGGGAUGUUCCUCUCAUCACUCUUGAGCGUCAUCACAAUCAUCGGGGCUGUGUACUGCAUGCUGGUGUCACUCCAGGCUCUCGCGGAAGGUCCCCUCAUUUGUAACUCUCAAGCCAACAGUACUGUCUCUUGUGAGUUUUCGUUGAGAAACUUAAGUAACUUCCAGCCUGAAUCCUUCGAUUUCCAGUGGUUCUUCGAAAAAUCUUGUGUUUCUCGUACUGAUUCUAACAACUCCACCGUCAGCGACAUAAUCAGUAACUGGGGCGUUCCCAGCUCUAACUCUGAAGAAGACAGACACAGGAUUUUCCACUUCUCCGUAUUUCUGAGUCUCCUGCUCGUCGGAAUCCUCGAGCUCCUGUUUGGGCUUAGUCAGAUACUCAUUGGUUUCCUUGGCUGUCUGUGUGGUGGUGUCUCUAGGCGAAGGAGUGGAGUUGUGUAGCUUAAAAGCUAAUAAACUAGAAUGUCAGUACGUUGAAUUUGAAAAUCGCAUUUCAAAUAUAUGCUUUUAUAAGUUCAAUAAUGGAGCUUCAUCUGGAACACUGAGUGGUUUUAGUACAAAAAGUUGUUUUUGAAACCAUCUCUGAAGUAACUUAAAAAAAAAAUCAACCUAUCAAGCUGAACCAUGUGGCACAGGCCUUUAAUCCCAGCACUCAGAGGCAGAGGCAGGCAGAUCUCUGAGUUCAAGGCCAGCCUGGCCUGCAGAGUGAGUUCCUGGACAUCAAGGACUACAUAGAGAAACCCUGUGUGGAAAAACAAAAUCAGUAAAACAAGGAAAUCAGCCUUUCACAUAGAAAGCAUAUUGUACAUGUAGCACACCUGGAAAAAAGUCAUCAGCGGCUGAUACUGGGGAGAAGUUAGUGAAGCUUUUUUUUCUCCCCUGUGUAUGUUGAAAAAACUUUCGCUAGACCUGAGAGUAGUUUGAUGGCUGUAGAAGCGGGUGUCUUGGUCUUAAGAAGCUGACAGAGAAAUGCUGUACUUAGCUGACAGGCACACAGCAAUCCACUCUACUCUGCCUUCUUACAUCUUCUCAUGGUUUACCGUAAUACCGUGAAGAAAAAAAAAACGGCCUUUAAAAGUUGGUUUCUAUUUAUGCUGUUCUUUAAAAGGUAACAAGAUGUAUUUACUGUAUUAAAAUGCUAUAAAACAGA